CCUGCGCCGGGAGCCAAACUUUUCAGUCCUCCGGAAACGGACCCCGGACCGGCAACGGCUGGGUGUGGUGCGACGGUCGUGGCUGGCGCGACUGGAGCUAGAGGAGUAAAGGGGUGCGAGCCUGGAUUCCGCUCCGUGGUGGAGCACCAUGGACGAAGCGGGCAGCUGUGCAAGCGGCGGAGGCUUCCGCCCGGGCGUGGACAACCUGGACGAGCCGCCCAACAGCCGCAUCUUCCUGGUGAUCAGCAAGUACACUUCCGAGUCGGUGCUGAGGGAGCGCUUCUCGCCGUUUGGGGAAAUCCAGGACAUCUGGGUGGUGCGGGACAGGCACACCAAGGAGUCCAAGGGCAUCGCCUUCGUCAAGUUUGCCCGCAGCUCGCAGGCCUGUAGGGCCAUGGAGGAGAUGCAUGGCCAGUGCCUCACCCCCAGCGACACCAAGCCCAUCAAGGUUUUCAUUGCUCAGUCCAGAUCAUCUGGAAGUCACCGAGAUGUUGAAGAUGAAGAACUUACAAGAAUAUUUGUUAUGAUACCAAAGUCCUACACAGAAGAAGAUCUACGGGAAAAAUUUAAGGUGUUUGGAGAUAUCGAGUAUUGCAGCAUUAUUAAGAAUAAAGUAACUGGAGAAAGUAAAGGCUUGGGCUAUGUUCGAUACUUAAAACCAUCACAAGCUGCCCAAGCAAUAGAAAACUGUGAUCGAAGUUAUAGGGCAAUCUUGGCUGAACCUAAAAAUAAAUCAUCUGAAUCCUCAGAACAAGAUUAUUAUAGUAAUAUGAGGCAGGAGACUUUGGGACAUGAACCUAGGGUAAAUAUGUUUUCAUUUGUUGGAGAACAACAAUCUGAAUUUUCAAGUUUUGACAAGAAUGACAACAGAGGCCAGGAAGCUAUCUCCAAACGCCUGUCAGUUGUAUCAAGAGUUCCUUUUACUGAAGAGCAGCUUUUCAGCAUUUUUGAUAUAGUACCAGGCUUGGAAUACUGUGAAGUCCAACGAGAUCCUUAUUCUAGCUAUGGUCAUGGAGUGGUUCAGUAUUUUAAUGUAGCAUCAGCUAUUUAUGCAAAAUACAAGUUACAUGGAUUUCAGUACCCUCCUGGAAAUCGGAUAGGUGUUUCCUUCAUUGAUGAUGGGAGUAAUGCAACAGAUCUCCUUAGGAAAAUGGCAACGCAGAUGGUAGCUGCACAGCUUGCAUCAAUGGUGUGGAAUAACCCAAGUCAGCAGCAAUUGCUGCAAUUUGGAGGAAGUUCUGGAUCACAGCUGCCUCAAAUCCAGACGGAUGUUGCACUACCAUCAUGCAAAAAAAAAGCUCCUCCUGACACUCCUGUGAAGGAAAGACUUUUUAUCGUGUUUAAUCCACAUCCUUUGCCUUUAGAUGUACUAGAGGAUAUAUUCUGUCGUUUUGGUAACCUGAUUGAAGUUUACCUCGUGUCAGGAAAAAAUGUGGGGUAUGCCAAGUAUGCCGAUAGACUAAGUGCUAACGAUGCCAUUACAACUUUACAUGGAAAGAUCCUGAAUGGAGUCAGACUCAAAGUUAUGUUGGCAGACUCCCCAAGAGAAGAAUCUAACAAACGACAAAGAACUUACUGAUUCUUUAG
Molecule: messenger RNA, 1587 nt
Organism: Cervus elaphus (red deer)
Lineage: Eukaryota; Metazoa; Chordata; Mammalia; Artiodactyla; Cervidae
Gene: RBM45
Product: RNA binding motif protein 45
Exons: 9
Coding region: 149-1579 (476 amino acids)
Cellular component (GO): ribonucleoprotein complex
Molecular function (GO): RNA binding
Source: RefSeq, a predicted model, not a curated record